AUGAUCGCAAACCAAUCUCGAUGGGCAGUACUGAGGAAUGGCUCCUCUCGCCGGUCAAAAGUGCUCGUCGGCGCCUUGCUCAUUUUCCUGUUAUCCGCGAUCUUGGUACUGCAGCCACACUGGCACGUCGCCAGCUCCGGGCUACCAGUGCCUAGCUUACACCGACCUACACCAGAAUCUACACCGAAGGCGCCGGCCGGAAGCGAUGGUGGCGAUAACGGGGCCGGCUCACGUACAGCUAUUUUGACCCCUGACGCCGACGGGGUUCUGUUGUCUGCGGGAACGCCCAUUUUCACAUCCCCUAGCGGUCGUCAUGCUCUCGUUUUGCAGGAUGAUGGCGAUCUGGUUCUCAAUAGGGUUGAUGACGACGGCACCUCACAUGCUGUGUGGUGGACCGCGACAGGUGAUUUGCACAAGGGCGGGCGCACAGUCGUUCUUGAGAAUAAAAAAGGCCAUGUUCGUGUCGUCUUAAACGCCAUGUUGAAAAACACUUGGACGACGGUUUGGCAUAGCGACCUCGAACCGGCCUGCAAGAAGACGAAUGGAGGCGUUAUGGGACGUAGCGAGGACGACGAGUCGGAAACAAUCGCCAUGGCAAAGAGAAGCUCUGGUCAACUUGAGCUGUCGGAUACAGGGAGACUCGCAAUUCCCGGGCUAUGCGAUUUGUACGUGCCACCGAGUGAGCGCGAAAAGGAGCGCAGCCUGGCUGUCAUCAUUGCCGGGUUGUACAGGACCAACCAUGUCACCUGCAAGACGCACAUGUCGGAACUUAUCGCCGACCACCCGGCUUUUUCAAGAAUCGACGUCUUCGCCUACAUGCUCUACGAGCCCGGCGAUGUAGAUGUGUUCAACCGAACUAAGGAAUCCAUCGAAGCGAGCCUCCGGGAGUGCUAUGGCUCACACUUGCGGUCGGUUGACGUUCUGCCUGUAAGCGAGACAGAGGUGGAAUACCCCGGCGGCAAGGAGGCGAUGAUGGCGACGCCGUGUGGUGAAAGGCUGGGCAGAUUGAACAAUCAGCUGAAAACUGUGUCGCUGGCGGCGGAACGGUGGUGGGCCUGGAGUAUCGCCAACGGAUAUACCCACGAUACAGUACUGCGGAUUCGGCCGGAUACGUCGUUGUGGGCGAGACUUCAGUUCAAAACGCUGGAGGAGCUGGGUCCAAACACGCUCAUUCUGCCACACCCGCGAGGUGAACACUACUUCUACUGCGCCCGUAUGAGCGGACGCGUCGGCGUUGGACCAACCGACCAAAUCGCGUACGGAAGCGCGGCGGCCAUGGGCCAUUGGCUGUACAUGUACGAUCGGUUCCAACAGAUGGUCGACCUUGCAGCGAAUCCCUCUCGACCGGCGCUCCGUGACUUCUCCGGAUGCGAGGUUAUGCCAUCAGGACCCUUGGCAAGCGACUGCUCAACGCCGGCGCCUUGCUCAAUUGAGUGUCUCGUAGCGUGGUACCUCGAGGCCCGCGGUGUGGACUUCCACAUCGAGUGGGGAUGGGAGCAGAACCCUCUGAGGUGGAAGGAUAUUGGCCAGCUUGGCGCAGAGGAAGAGAGGCUGGCCGAUCACGACGAUGAGGACGAUGGAAUGACGUGGGGAUAA
This is a messenger RNA of Colletotrichum godetiae, 1596 nucleotides long. RefSeq lists its product as uncharacterized. The record is from RefSeq and is a predicted model, not a curated record. NCBI's taxonomy places the organism in Eukaryota, Fungi, Ascomycota, Sordariomycetes, Glomerellales, Glomerellaceae. The transcript has 2 exons. The coding region runs from base 1 to 1596 and encodes 531 amino acids.